CUGUCCUCGACGUUAGUCGGUGCCAUUCAAUGGGCCGGAAGCUCCGGAAUGUAUCGUCCAAGCCUCGCCAUGAUUCGAGGCUUUGUGUUUGUGCUUUGGGGAUACACAGCGACAGGAUGAUCGACGCUGGGACCCAUCCGCGGUCCAGGCUUAUGUCUUUUCUGACGAGGAGUCGGCGACGUUUUUGCUCUCAUACCGCUCUCUCGGGCGAAAUCUGGCCGAGAAUACUCAAACCAUAUCAAGCAAGGGUCGCUUUCUGCGUCGUUCGCACGCCCCAUAGGAGAUUGUGCAGAUAUGUGCGCACGCAAGUCUCAGCUUGAUCGGCUAUCGAUCAUGCAGCAUUGUCUCCCGGAUGCGGCUUCUCGAGGGCCCACCUCGAUGCACCCGGCCGGCUACAAAUUGGCGACAACACAACAAUGACACCGCAUAGCUGCCUUCCCUCCGUCCCUCAUUGCACAGGAACUACGAUGAGCAGCAGCACUCCGUACACCCGGAAACGAACGCUGUCCAUGUCCAUCGGGCUCUCGACCCGGCGCGCGAAGCGGACCCGAGUAGACGGCCCCGCCCCCAUCCCGUUCCACGGCGUGUCUCUCAGCACGGGGCCCGUCCCGACAGCCCUCGACAUGGGCCCGCCCGCGCUGGCCCCGGUGUUCAGCCUCCGCCGCGCCGCGUCGCACACGGAUUUUACUCUGGAGAAGAUCAUCACGAGCUACCCGCCCGGAUCUACGCACCACAUCCUGCGGGACCACGGCAUAUCGAUCGACUUCACGCCAUCCGGCGGGUCCAGUGGGUCGCAAGCGAUGGUGCCGCUGAGCUACUCGGCGCGCCACACGCUGUUUUUCGGGCACGGAAACGACGUUUACGCGCGCAACAUGCUCGCGCCAGUCGCGGAUGACGGCGCGCCGUUCUGCACGGUCGACGGGCCGCUGACGCUGCUGGAGGCCGGCGGGGUGGACUGCAGCGGCCUGCUCGCGGUCGGGACCUCGCGCGGCGCGGUGCAGAUCCGGGACGCCCAGACGCGCGGGAUGGUUUCUACGUACACCGUGAAGGGCGCAACGGCCGUGGCGUGGAGCGGGCGCACGCUGACAGUCGCGACGGCGCAGGGGACCGUGCGCCAGAUCGACACCCGGGAGCCGCAAAAGAAGAAGCGCGGCGGCGCGGGGAGGAAGACCGCGCACGAGGCCGCCAUCACCGCGCUCGCGUGGAAUCCCGGCCACAGCCUGUAUGUCACGGGGGACGCGGACGGGACCGUGCUCUGCUGGGAUCCGCGCGCCCGGACCGCGCUGAACGUCGAGGAACCCAUCGCGCACGCCGCUGCGAUCUCGGUGCGUUUGCUGACCAAUCUAACUCACCAACCGAUCCACUCACGCGCCGCUACAGUCUUUGACGUGGUGUCCCUGGAGCCCCAAGACGUUCGCAACCGGAGACGACCAAGGCACGGCCCACUUCUGGUCCGCCGCCAGUUCGACUCCGACGCACCGGGGCACGCUCGCGCUGGGGUGCCAGAUCGUGGGGCAGUACUUCUCGGCCGAGUACCGCGAGGUCCUGUCCGUUACUGGGCCCAGUACCACCUCCGCGAGACCCGAGCAACGGCGCGCUUCACGUUCCUUGACCCCCUCGGCCAAGGGCAACCAGAUCCUCGCGCACUCCUUCCCCUCGCUGCAGCCCAUCGCAACCGUUGGGGUGUCGGACAAACCGAUCUGCGGCAGCACACUCAACACCGCCGCACUCGACCUCAGCACACAGCGCGUCGUCGUGGCUGUGCCGGACGAGCGCAAGCUCAGGGUCUUUGACGUGUGGGGCAAGGAGAAGCCGGUCCGCCGCAAGGCCAGUUUCGAGUCGAUGAUCCGGCUGAGAUAGACUGUUCGCAUGCUCGCACUAUACGCUUAUGUACUCUCGUGUGUACUCUAUAUCACUCUGCAUCACCUUUUCCCUAUCGCUGUUGUCUUGUGCCUGGGAGGACCUACCGUUUUUUGAUCUGCGAAAGCCUGAGCGACAGCGCCACGAUGUGGGCAACCGAGCCCCGGGUCCGAUUUCGUGCACGUCCUGUCAGCCUCUGAGUCGACUAGCAGCCGG
Mycena citricolor is the source of this 2076-nucleotide messenger RNA. The record is from the annotation of a GenBank genome assembly. NCBI's taxonomy places the organism in Eukaryota, Fungi, Basidiomycota, Agaricomycetes, Agaricales, Mycenaceae.